AUGUCAGGUGCACCAUGUCAUACGGCUGAUCAGAUUGGCGAGGUUUUGUAUUUGUUUAUUUCACUCCUAAAUGACGCUUCGAUCAGUAUUCACUCAUCUGUCACGUUGAGCGAACUCCCCCCUCCCCCCCGCUUACUGUUGUUCUCCCACAUUCCAGAAGGCCUUCAGGUGAGCAAUCAGGUGAAAAGAAGAUUGACAUUUAAUGCCAUCCCAACGGGACCGGAUACGGCCAAGCCCAGUACGGACACACUCCUGACUCCGACCCCGAUCGCCAAAUCUAGCGUCCCUUGGAUCCGGCGAGCCCGCAAAGCAUGCUCUUUUCGUCGCACAGACCCGUGCGAACGUGCCAUCCCACCCACAUAUCAUUCCAACGGUUGCUCCACUGCUCAGACUUCAUCACCAAAUAAACAGAUCAUUUCGGGGUAA
Molecule: messenger RNA, 426 nt
Organism: Echinostoma caproni
Lineage: Eukaryota; Metazoa; Platyhelminthes; Trematoda; Plagiorchiida; Echinostomatidae
Source: the annotation of a GenBank genome assembly